Photinus pyralis (common eastern firefly) is the source of this 1028-nucleotide messenger RNA. Its product is annotated as coiled-coil domain-containing protein 28B. The record is from RefSeq and is a predicted model, not a curated record. The transcript has 2 exons. Lineage: Eukaryota; Metazoa; Arthropoda; Insecta; Coleoptera; Lampyridae. The coding region runs from base 258 to 935 and encodes 225 amino acids.
UCCACCACUACAAAUCGAAUGAUUAGUGUGUUUCGACAGUCUGCCGAGCACUUACGGUGGCCAAAGAAAGUGCGUAACUCUCCUUCGUAACGUGACAAGCCACGUUUCUCCGCACUUCCGCCGCAUGUUGCCUGUAAAAAUCGAGACGAUUAGAAUCGGAUAGUUUUUUGAAUCCCUUACUUUGAUAAUUUUUGUGUGAACGCCCUUUGAUUGGACGCCAUUUCAAAACAUCGAGCAUAACCUCAAUUUUUUUUGUUAUGGAAUCUGUCGGGGAAGCUUGCGAAUUAUUGCAGCAAUUAGUGCCUAGUGAUCCCGAAGGUGAUAAUGACGAUAGCACCGUGCAAGAAGAGUAUAAUAUCAACGAAGGCAAAGUGGCCUCGCCAAUCCGAAGCUCAAAGGUAAACAAAGUGCCCCCUUCACGAACACUCAACGCAAACUUACAGAUAUCGUCAUCGGGAGCAACCACCCACAGCUCUGUGUCCUGUAAAGUCGGCGCUAGCAGUACAAACUCGGAUUCAAAGUUGCUUUACAUAAACGAAAAGAAAUCGAACAAGGACUACACAAAAGCCAGCAGUGUACGUCCCAGACACCCGCAUAAAGAUUCAGGUAGUACAGCCGCACGACAUCAUUGUUUUCUUUCUGAAGUUCCGGAUGUGCGACACAUGGAACAGGCAUUACUCGGAUUGCUCGCCGAUUUUCAUUCUGGGAAAUUAAAGGCGUUUGGGAGCGGUAGUACGAUGGAGCAGAUGACCAACAUACGUGAACAACAGGAACGGUUAGCCAAAUUGCAUUUCGAUUUGGCUACAGAUAGUGACCCAUCUCUUAGUGAGGAGGGUUUAAGACAUUCUCGUACGACUAUGAGCCAAUUAAUCGAGAGGUUGGAACAACUGAGCGUGUCAAUAGAAGGUUUGCAUACUACAAGUAACGAUAAGUGAUAUAAAUGUUUUAUUUAAUAAUCUACAUGCUUAAGUCUUUUUACCUGAAAGAAAAUGUAAAUUAGAUCGUUUUUAAAUAUACUGGUUCGUUUA